Stylonychia lemnae is the source of this 495-nucleotide messenger RNA. Lineage: Eukaryota; Ciliophora; Spirotrichea; Sporadotrichida; Oxytrichidae. The record is from the annotation of a GenBank genome assembly.
AUGGUUGUCUCAAGCUCCGUCGUCAUCCCAGGGAAAGAACCUGUUGAAAUAAUAGGAUAUUGGGAAAAAGUACUAUCAUCUAAUGAUGAAAUUACAACAAGUUUAGAACAAACAUCUGGUAUUGACAAAUCAAAGACUACAGAGAAUGAAAUAAGUGCCUCAAUUACAGCUGGGUUUACUUUUGGAGGUGAUGCUUAUGGUGGUACGGCUUCAGUUAGCGCUUCAGCAGGUACUGCAGUCAGAGACACUGUUUCUUAAACAUUGAAUAGCUCUAAAACUCGUAGAAUUGAAGCUAAAUGUUCUAAUCCAGAUAAAGUAAAAAUGACGCUUUGGCAAUGGAGCAUGACUGCAAAGAAAAAUGGAGAGCUGGUUAUGGACUUAACUGAUAAUGAAUUCAUCUGCAAGAAAGGAAGUAAACCCCCUAAAUGUCCAGUUGGAUUUUGCGAUGAUAAUGAUCCCUAAUGCGAAACUUGCAUUUAGGGUACAUUCAAGUGA